Molecule: messenger RNA, 1127 nt
Organism: Prorocentrum cordatum
Lineage: Eukaryota; Dinophyceae; Prorocentrales; Prorocentraceae
Source: the annotation of a GenBank genome assembly
AGCCAUUUGGGCGCAAGCCUGGCCAGGGCGUUUCUCAGUUCCGCACGGCGGCACGAGCAUAGUCCGCAGGCAUGCCUUCCUCCGCGGCAAACGGGGCGCCACGGAACGCGCCGCGACAGCCCCACGGCACAGGCCGGGCGCCGCGGGCGGGCGAGGGGCAAGGCCGCGCCUUCGAGCCGAGCCCGAUCUUUCACAAGACGAGCCUGUGCAAGUUCUUCGCGGUGGGCGCGUGCUCCCGGGGCUCGCGGUGCAAGUUCGCCCACGGCUCCACGGACCUCGUGCAGGCCCCAGACUUCACGAAGACCCAGUACUGCCCCUCCGUCCUGUCGGGUGCCCGGUGCGAGGCCGGACGACGGUGCACCUUCGCGCACAGCCCAGGGGAGCUCCGGCCCUGGGCCGACGGCGACGGCCGCCGCGCCGGCGGCGCGGCAGCGCCCAGCGGCGCCUUGGCCGCCGCCGCGGCAGCGGCGCCCGUCACACGCAGGGGGCUCGUCCUUCAAGACCUUCGUGCUCAGGGCCCUCCUGGUGAAGCGGGCGAGGCGGCGAGGAGCUCCAAAGCCGGCGGGCCGGCGGCGCCGGCGCCCGGCCCGCAGGACGCUCUCCCUGGGGUUCGCAUAGAGCUCGUGGAGAUUCUGCGCCACCGAAUGGACCAGCAGCGGGCCUACAGCGAGGCGCGCGGGAGCGAGGGUUGCGCGCACUCGAGGCAGGCAACGACGGAGAGAGGCGGCCCCUCCGGGCAGGCCACGGCGGAGGGAGGCGGCGUUGCUUCCAGCGCGCAGUCGGGGCCGGCCACGCUGGGGGGGCGGAGCGGUUCCCAGUGGAGCGCCAGUGGAGCGUCCUCCAGUGGAGCGGGCGGCGCGACGGGGGGGCGAGGCAACUCUUCCAGUGGAGAGCGAAGAGGCGGCUCCCCCGACGCCGAGGACGGGCCAGGCCGCGUCGCGUGGAGCAGGCAGCACACCACCGGCGGAAGGGCGAGCCGUCAGGUCAAGAACACCUUCAUGGACUGCAUGUCCUCUUCGUCCUCGUCGGACGGGGAGGCUGUCCUGCCUCUGCGCCGAGCCCAGUCGUCGCCGACGUUGACGCUGGCGCUCCAGUCGUCGCCGACGUCGAUGUGUGACGCUCUGUGA